This is a messenger RNA of Polyodon spathula (Mississippi paddlefish), 2237 nucleotides long. It is a transcript of the gene fbxo3, whose product is annotated as F-box protein 3. The coding region runs from base 8 to 1369 and encodes 453 amino acids. The record is from RefSeq and is a predicted model, not a curated record. NCBI's taxonomy places the organism in Eukaryota, Metazoa, Chordata, Actinopteri, Acipenseriformes, Polyodontidae. Gene Ontology annotation, molecular function: protein binding. The transcript is spliced from 11 exons.
UUCCAAGAUGGCAGCGUCCACGGAGCUCAGCUUGGAGAUUUUACCUUCAGAUCCUCUGCUGUUGAUUUUGUCGUUUCUCGAUUUUAAAGAUUUAAUCAGCUGCAGUCAUGUCAGUCGCAGGCUUCAGGAACUCUCCAAUCACAACCCUCUGUGGAAGAGUCAUUGUCAGAAAUACUGGCUGCUGUCUGAGUCAGAUAAAGCCCAGAGGACUCAGAGCUGGAAGGACUUGUUCAGAGAGUUUUACUCUGAUUUAGGGUGCUAUAUAGAGCACUAUGCAACCCUGAAACGAGCCUGGGAUGAUCUGAAGAGAUACCUGGACCAGAAAUGCCCCAGGAUGAUCGUCUCACUGAAAGAUGGUGUGAAAGAGGAUGAACUGAACGCUAUCGAAGCACAGAUUGGCUGCAAACUCCCUCAGGAUUACCGCUGCUCGUUUCGAAUACACAACGGGCAGAAACUGGUCGUACCCGGGCUGAUGGGGAGCAUGGCCCUGUCCAAUCACUACCGCUCGGAGGACCUGCUGGACAUCGAGACGGCAGCAGGGGGGUUCCAGCAGAGGAAGGGGCUCCGGCAGUGCCUCCCCCUCACCUUCUGCUUCCACACCGGCCUGAGCCAGUACAUGGCUCUGGAGAGCAUAGAGGGACGCCACCACUACGAGAUCUUCUACCACUGCCCGGACCAAAUGGCCCGCGACCCUUCUGCUAUUGACAUGUUUAUAACAGGGUCUUGCUUCACUGAGUGGUUUACUUCAUACGUGCACAAUGUGGUAAAUGGGGGCUAUCCAAUAAUCCGGGACCAGAUCUUCAGGUAUGUCCAUGACAAGGAGUGUGUGGCCACAACGGGGGAUAUCACCGUCUCGGUGUCUACCUCAUUCCUUCCUGAACUCAGCUCUGUGCAUCCGCCUCACUUCUUCUUCACAUACAGAAUCAGAAUCGAGAUGUCGAAGGACGCUUUGCCAGAGAAUGCAUGCCAGCUGGAUAGCAGAUACUGGAAAAUAACGAAUGCAAAUGGAAACGUGGAAGAGGUCCAGGGUCCAGGUGUUGUGGGCGAGUUUCCUGUGAUGCAGCCUGGAAAGGUGCACGAGUAUGCCAGCUGCACCACCUUCUCCACCACUUCCGGGCACAUGGAAGGGCAUUACACCUUUCACCAGCUCAAGAACAAGGAGGUGGUGUUCAACAUCACCAUCCCUCGCUUCCACAUGGUCUGCCCUCCAUUCCGCAAGUCUGUGGUGCGGACGGGAUCAGCAAAUGAUGUCUCCAGUACCUCGUGGAACGAUGAAGAGAACUCAACAGACACUGAUGAUUAUGAAGAUGCAGAGCAGGGAGGGCUUGGUUUCCCAGCCCCCAGCGGACACUGUCCACGGCGUAUCUGAUGCACUUUUAUACCACGGGACUUUGGGAGCGGGGCAUGGGAUCUUGAGACCUACAGGGUGGCUGACAGUGUCUGUGAUGUGGCUUUAUACUUGCCUCUAACCUUUUCGUGUGUGUGUGUGUGAAAACCUCAAAUACCUUGUGCCCGAUUUCCCACAGUGGGCAAAAUUCUCAUGUUAUUCAUUUAGUGUUGCCAUUAGUGUUGUCGUUCACCAAUAUUGCGAGUGUACAGUUUUAUUAUUGCUGGUAGGAAGACACUGCAGCCUUUUAUAGUUUAUUUAUACCUCCAGUUUGAAUGAUGCAGGUAUACCUGCGUUAUCACCUUUUUGUUCAAAAUGAAUAUAGCACAGCAUCUCUGAGUGUAUGCAGUGGUCCCCCUUUACAAGGUGCCCCUUUAUACUGUGGUACUGGUUAGAAGUCCUGGUUUCCAUUAGCAGUAGCACUUUUAUACUCGUUACAAGAUGGGACACAAAUAGCGCAGUCUUGGAACUGUGGACCCUGCUGUAGCGCUGUAAAGGGGAGCACUGUACUUUUGUUACGACGUUACUGUAGAUUUAAAAGAAAUGGUAAUUGUAAAAUUGCUCAUAAUGUGGUCAACUUGAUCUAAAAGGUUGUUAAAGACAUUCCUUUCCUGGCCAAUGGCACAACCGCAGGGGAAAGUAGAACGUUUUUAUAUUUAAUUAGUGCUCUUCUGGAAAACACUGUAGGUACUUGCAAGAGGACUUGCGUCAGAUGAAAUAAGGAGGAGAAAUGAUGGAGGGAUUUGAGUCAAAUGCUCCAGGUCUUCUUUCAAAACUUUAGACAGAUCUAUUUUAAAUUAUAUAUAUAUAUAUAUAUAUAUAUAUAUAUAUAUAUAUAUAUAUAAUAUAU